AUGAAAGAAUACCCUGAGGCUUCACUCAAGGGAAGUGGAGCAUUUAUGAUGAAUAAUUACUACAUGGACCCUAGUGAUCCUAGUUAUGAUAUUUGUCAGAGGGUGAUUAGAGACAUGACUCAAUAUGGUGUUUGUGUUUUGGACAAUUUCCUUGGUAAAGAACGGGGACUACUUGUGUUAAAUGAAGUCCUUGAGAUGUAUAGAUCAGGCAUAUUCACAGCCGGCCAGCUGGUCUCCAACCCAGCUAGCACGGAGGCGCAGACCAUUCGCAGCGAUCGCAUCACGUGGAUCGACGGCAAGGAGCCGCACUGCUUCUAUAUCAGGCAACUGAUCGCCCAGGUGGACAACAUUAUUCUGAAGGCGAACAAAAUGGCAAACAACGGAAAGAUGGGUGACUACAUCAUAAACGGAAGGACGAAGGCGAUGGUGGCCUGCUACCCCGGCUCGGGCAGCCACUACGUGAAGCACGUGGACAACCCCAAUAAGGACGGGCGCUGCAUCACCGCCAUCUACUACCUGAACCUCGACUGGGACGUGAAGCGGUGCGGCGGACUCUUGAGGGUGUUCCCCGAGGGCACGAACCAGGUGGCCGACAUUGCGCCCAUAUUCGACCGCAUGCUGUUCUUCUGGUCCGACCGGCGGAACCCGCACGAGGUGCAGCCCGCCUACAGCACAAGAUACGCAAUCACAUUGUGGUACUUCGAUGCGCAAGAGAGAGAGGAGGCGCUCAGACAUUUCAAGGAACGCGGUCAGCCGUCUUCGAGCAAG
Molecule: messenger RNA, 768 nt
Organism: Iphiclides podalirius (scarce swallowtail)
Lineage: Eukaryota; Metazoa; Arthropoda; Insecta; Lepidoptera; Papilionidae
Source: the annotation of a GenBank genome assembly